Adelges cooleyi (spruce gall adelgid) is the source of this 1251-nucleotide messenger RNA. Its product is annotated as cathepsin B-like cysteine proteinase 4. Gene Ontology annotation, molecular function: cysteine-type endopeptidase activity. NCBI's taxonomy places the organism in Eukaryota, Metazoa, Arthropoda, Insecta, Hemiptera, Adelgidae. The record is from RefSeq and is a predicted model, not a curated record. Gene Ontology annotation, cellular component: lysosome. The transcript has 6 exons. Bases 75 to 1130 code for a protein of 351 amino acids.
CCAAAGAUAGCUGGAUUUAAAGGUGGUGCCUACUUAGAAAACUAUUAAGCCGUUUAAAUAACCACUAUUCAUGCAUGGCGGGUACCAUUCACGGACGGUACACGUUAAAGGUCAACUAUUUACUUUUGAUUGCACACAAUAUCGGUAUAAUGCGGUCGAAUCUUUUCAUCGUUUACUUCGGGUCCGUGUUCACAUGGGUGGCCGCCGUUACCGACAAAACGUUUGCCGAAUCAUCUUAUGAGACCGGCCCGGUUCGUCGAGUCCAACAAACCCGGCCCGACUACAUCCCCCACGACAACAGGAGGAAACUCGACCACAACGGGUACACAUCAGCAGAUAGCAUACCCGAUGAGUUCGAUGCCCGGGAAUAUUUUACAAAAUGCACCAGAGUUCUGAGCCAAGUCAGAGACCAAGGAAACUGCGCUUCCAGCUGGGCGGUAUCUGUGGCUUCGGCUUUCACGGACCGUCUUUGCAUUGCAACCGACGGACAGUUCACUAAGAAGCUCUCGGCUCAGCACAUCAUGUCUUGCGGCGACGACAAGCAAGCGGGCUGCCAAGGGGGUUCGGCGUACAGGGCUUGGGAGUUCACCAAAAACCACGGUGUAGUCACCGGUGGAAAUUUCAAUUCCAAAGAGGGCUGCCAACCGUAUCGGAGAAGGUAUUGCGAUCAUGCGGGAGAUCUUAGCAUGAAAAACUGCUCGACCCUCGGGCCAAUGCGACCGACUAUUUGCCAGAGAAAAUGUUUCAACAGCCAAUACAACGUGGACUAUGAAUCGGACUUGCAUAAAACUUCUGAAGUAUACAUGACUUCGUGGACGAAUACGACGCAGAUCCAACAGGAGAUCAUGACUUACGGACCGGUGACGGCCGCCAUGUAUGUCUAUGAAAACUUCAUGAACUACAAGACGGGUGUUUAUAAAGAUACCACCGGCGAACUCAUCGGAUAUCAUCAUGUGAAACUGAUCGGCUGGGGCGUCGAACAAGACCAAGACGGUAGCACCGAAUACUGGUUGGCAAUGAACUCUUGGAACUCUGGUUGGGGCGACCGGGGACUGUUUAAAAUCUUAAGAGGUUACAACUUUUGUUCCAUUGAACUUUUAGUAAUGGCCGGCAUGGUCGAACGACGCUAAACGUUGACACUAUGUCCUUUUUUUUUUUAAUGUACAGUACAACAGUAUUAUUAUUAUUAUUAUUAUUUAUUGGUAAUGUUAAGAUUAAAACUAGUCGAGUAAAAUAAAUUACACUAUUUUA